CACAUGUUUACGUAACUAUAACUGUUUCGAUAUUUUCUAUCGUUUUCUUGUGAUGUUUCAGGUACGAAAGGUAAGGUUAUCAGAAUCGAAACCAGAUGUGUCGUCGCACUUUAACUAUUAACCAUAACAAGCCACCUACCGCGAGAGUCCAAAAGGUGAGGUAGGAAAUUUGUCACUACAAAUAYCCUAACAUUCCGAGUGGAAAGGUGAUGGUAUCGGACAUGCAUCCGACUUGAAGGGUCCUGUUUUGACUGUAGUGACAUCAGAAUUACUAUAUAACCAAGCCAAAUACAGCAUUCAGCAUUCUAUUCAAUUCGCUGAACACCACUUAAAGAAUCGUACAAUUUUGCAUUCAAGGUCAUUCACUGACAGCGAGGCCAUGAAUAGCAAUAUACCGCUUACAAUGGACCAUAAAAUUGCUGUAAUGGGAGCCAGUCGCGUUGGGAAGACAUCUCUCUUGAGAGCCUUCUUCGAGCAGCCGUUUAUAGCGGAACAUAAGCCAACCGUAGACGACUAUUAUAUUCAUGGUAUGAACCUAGAUGGAGUUUAUUAUAAUGUCUGUAUAGCAGACACGAGUGGAACGUAUUCAUUUCCUGUCAUGAGACGWUUUGCGAUCUCGCACUGCCGUGGAUUCAUCGUGAUGUACUCUAUCAACGAUAUAUCAUCAUUUCAAACCGCUAUAGAGAGACUUGACGAGAUUAUCGAGUUGUUAGCCUCGCGGUAUCGACGCGUUCCUGUCUUAUUAGUCGCCAAUAAACUUGAUUGUAUCGAAGAGCGCAAGGUAUCUGCGCACGAAGCCAAAGACGAGCUCCACAUUCGACCUCAGCUUCUCAGCGUCUACACCGAGGUAUCAUCGAAAACUGGUGUUGGUGUUGAAGGAAUAUUUCAAAGCCUAGUCAACAUGAUGCAGGUAGUGAAGGACAAAGAAGAGAACAAUAAAAGAUCUAGUUCAAAACGCAAGAAAACAUAAUGAAAUUGUGYAUCAAUGUAYAWAAACCYCGGUAGUACGAAUUCUCAGUAUAACGUCCACAUACGGUCGGUAUUCACAUUGUAUAUUAUUGUUUAUUUGAUCGCAAUAAGAGAGGAAAAAACCCUUUUUACAGUCAAGUUUAAUUAAUUAGUUGUAUAUAUACUCUAAGAUUAAUUUAUAUUCAUGAUUGCUUCUUAUGUGGUUGGAUACUAUGUUGAGGUUAGAACGCUCUACUGAGCAACCUAGGAAUUGUAAUCUUUCCAGUCACGAUCUAAAAACACUGUACUUGUUGACAUGAUGUAGGGUAAUGUAAUAUGURGGAUGACUUGUUCAAACAAUCAAAACAAUAUUUAUAACCGCGCUGAAACGACAUGAAUAAGAAAUAACGAUAAAUAGUUCACCUUAUAAUAUCAAUAUUUAAUAAAACUAAAUCAGUCUAAUCAGUGUAGUUUUUUAGUGYAUACUCUAUCUUCAGGUAUUCAUAAAUCGUUAUAAAGUUGAAUUCAAAAAGACAAAAACGUGUGUAAAUAUUUAUAUCAAUUCUGUAUUACUCUCCACUUUACAAACAAAAUAAAUUGACUGUCACGUUGAGUUGAUUUGUUAUGCGAUUUUUGUUGAUCAGAAGAAUAAAGACGGUCAGCUGGAGGUGACCCAUUGUAUGA
Exaiptasia diaphana is the source of this 1632-nucleotide messenger RNA. Its product is annotated as ras-related protein Rap-2a. The coding region runs from base 380 to 970 and encodes 196 amino acids. Gene Ontology annotation, molecular function: GTPase activity; GTP binding. The record is from RefSeq and is a predicted model, not a curated record. Lineage: Eukaryota; Metazoa; Cnidaria; Anthozoa; Actiniaria; Aiptasiidae. The transcript has a single exon.